Molecule: messenger RNA, 291 nt
Organism: Arctia plantaginis
Lineage: Eukaryota; Metazoa; Arthropoda; Insecta; Lepidoptera; Erebidae
Source: the annotation of a GenBank genome assembly
AUGCAACUCAAAGGAGCUCCCUAUUUUCCCCUAACUGUGAAGGCAGCUUUAGUGUACAGCAGCACUGGAAGGGUGGACUCGGGAGUCAACCUGCCAUCUAAAGGAACAGGUGGGUGGAGCGACUUGCGAGAUCACCUUCUGUGUUUGGACCCUCUGUCAACUGCGGACCAGACGACCGAUGCUACCGCCGACGAUACGACUACAACGCCGAAAUUUGUGAUUUUGCCACAAAUUAAUUACUCAUCAGCGGUUAUAGUGGUGGAGGACACCAUGAAGAGACAUCGGUUGUAA